Molecule: messenger RNA, 1296 nt
Organism: Helianthus annuus (common sunflower)
Lineage: Eukaryota; Viridiplantae; Streptophyta; Magnoliopsida; Asterales; Asteraceae
Product: caffeoylshikimate esterase
Exons: 7
Coding region: 1-1296 (431 amino acids)
Cellular component (GO): membrane
Molecular function (GO): lipase activity
Source: RefSeq, a predicted model, not a curated record
AUGGGGAAUAUCUCCACAGGGACAACGCUUAAAGACAGGAACAUUGAUAUUGAAGACCUCCUGCGUCCUCUUUGCGGGUCAAGUGAUGAGACUUCUAACCAUCUUUUCACGACUUGCAUGGUGGCAAGUAUUAUUUGGCAAAGAAUAUCGGCUUGGAGCAGGGUGGCGCCCAUAGUCGUGUCGGUAGUUAGGGACCUCUUGAAGCUUUGUAAUCAUGUCGGGUUGAAAGGGAUUGUUAACGAGAUUUUCCAUGGGAUUGUGAUGAUUAGUUGUUUGUGUAUUUGGCGGGCAAAGAAUGGUGUGAAGUUCGCUAAUAAACAUGCCGGGACGUCCGAAUCUUCAAAUGUCAAAUAUGAGGAGGAAUUUAUUACAAAUUCAAAGGGAAAAAAGCUUUUUACAUGCCGAUGGAUUCCGACGAAUUGUGAACCAAAAGCUUUAGUAUUUCUUAAUCAUGGAUAUGCUAUGGAGUGUAGUGUCUCCAUGAAAGGAGCUGCAAUGAGGCUUGUAAAUGCGGGAUUCGGAGUUUAUGGAAUAGAUAAUCAAGGCCAUGGGAAAUCUGAUGGAAUUAAGGGUUUCAUCUCUCAUUUUAAUGAUCUUGUUGAAGACUGUUCUCAAUUUUUCAUAAGUAUUUGUGAAAGGAAAGAGAACAAAAAUAAAUUGAGAAUAUUGCUUGGAGAAUCCAUGGGAGGAGCAAUGGUGCUUCGGUUACAUUUGAAGAAACCAGACUUUUGGGAUGGUGGAGUAUUGGUUGCACCCAUGUGUAAGAUUGCAGACAAUAUGAGACCAUCACCAAUUAUGUUUAAUGUUCUAACACAACUUAGAAAAUUUAUACCAACUUGGAAAAUUGUCCCGGGUGAUGAUAUUGUUGAGCUUGCCUUCAGAGAUCCUAAAAUUAGACAGGAAAUUCGUGAUAAUCCGUUAUGCUACAAAGGUCGUGUGCGCCUACAAACUGCUAUGGAGUUGUAUACUGUGACUGUAGACCUUGAAAAAAAGUUAAAAGAUGUGACAAUGGCAUUCUUGAUUGUGCAUGGAGAAGAUGACAAGGUGACCGAUCCUUUGACGAGUAAACUGUUAUACGAGUCUGCUUCUAGCACCGACAAGACCUUCAAGUUGUACCCGGGAAUGUGGCAUGCCCUCACGUAUGGGGAGUUUACUGAAAACACUGAUAUUGUUUUUGCUGAUGCUAUUAGUUGGAUCAAUGAGAGAAUUGCUCGAGGAAACUCGAGACCAGAGAGGGAGCAAAAGUCGAAAAACGAUAAGCCUCCUGACACCGAUAAAAAGAAAGAUCAUAACUAG